UAAAGAUUAUAAAAUAGUAGUAUAAUAUAGAUACACACAGAGAACAAGGCCAACCAGAGAGAGCCACAUCAAGAAACUAAGAACCCUUUUUGCAGGGGUGGUGGUUGAGUUUUUAGGAGAGAGAAUUGAAUUUAGAAUUGAAUUUUGAAACUAAACUCACCUGCAGUGUGUGUGUUUUGUGUGUGUGAAUUUCUGUGUUGGUUUGGCUGCCUCCCAAUGGCUUUGCUUGGUGGUGGUGACUGUGCAGCACCAGCUUUGUGUUUACUAAUUGUAUGGAUCACCACUGUGUUCUCCUUCUCUCAAGGUGUGCAGGAAGAGCAUCCGGCGGAAUAUCGGUACCCGUUCAUCAGACCGGCCAGCUCAUUCUCGUCUCAGCCGUUGACCGCCGCGUACGACUACAUAAUUGUGGGCGGAGGGACGGCGGGGUGCCCGCUGGCGGCGACGCUGUCGCGAAACUACACCGUUUUGCUGCUGGAGAGAGGAGGGACGCCGUUUGCGAACGCGAAUGUGUCGUUCAUGGAGAACUUCCACAUAUCUCUGGCGGAUAUAUCGCCGACGUCGGCGUCGCAGAUGUUCAUCUCCACCGAUGGGGUUUUCAAUUCUAGGGCCAGGGUUUUGGGCGGCGGCACUUGCAUCAACGCCGUUUACACCCGGGCAAGCGCAAGUUAUGUAAAGAGUGUAGGAUGGGACGAUAAACUGGUAAAUGAAUCAUACCCGUGGGUCGAAGAUCAAAUAGUUCACCGCCCGAAUCUUGUACCGUGGCAGAAAACAGUGCGUGAUAGCCUGGUCGAAAUCGGAAUUUCACCUUUCAACGGUUUUACGUAUGACCACUUGUACGGAACCAAAGUCGGUGGGACCAUAUUCGACAGAUUCGGCCGCCGCCACACUGCCGCCGAGCUUCUCGCCUCCGCCAACCGCCAAAAUAUCCACGUUUUAGUGCAUGCCUCCGUUCAGAAAAUCGUGUUCGACACAAAAACAACAGGGAAGAAUCCGAGAGCGGUUGGAGUUAUCUUCAAAGACGAAAACGGGAAGACACACAAAGCGGUUCUCUCGAAGAGACAAGGUAGUGAGAUCAUAGUAUCGUCCGGUGCAAUCGGAAGCCCUCAUUUGCUUCUUCUUAGCGGCAUCGGUCCGAAAAAAGACCUCGAAAAAUUCAAUAUUCCAGUUGUGCUCGACAAUAAAUUUGUCGGAAAAGGCAUGUCCGAUAACCCCUUGAACACAAUUUUCGUACCGAGUAAAACUCCGGUUAAGCAGUCUUUGAUACAAACUGUCGGAAUCACGAAGUUGGGAGUGUACAUUGAAGCAAGCAGCGGCUUUGGUCAGUCUUCAGACAGUAUUCAUUGUGACCACGGCAUUGCUUCUGCUGAGAUAGGACAGCUGUCGACAAUUCCUCCAAAGCAAAGAACGCACGAAGCAAUCCACGCGUACAAGAGACAAAAGAAGAACCUUCCGCACGAAGCGUUCAAAGGAGGUUUCAUCUUAGAAAAAAUAGCGAUGCCACUCUCGAAAGGCGAGAUUAAAUUAUCGAACACGGUAAUCGAAGACAACCCUUCGGUCACGUUCAACUACUUCAGCCACCCCGAUGACCUGGCACGUUGUGUGGACGGUAUACGAGUCGUGGAAAAGAUGCUCAAAUCGAAGCACUUCAGCGAAUACGCACAAUUGGAUCAAGACACUGUCGACAAGCUUCUGAACAUGAGCGUUCACGCGAACGUGAACCUCAUACCAAGGCACACAAACGACACGUCAUCGCUCGAGCAGUUCUGUAAAGACACUGUAAUUACGAUCUGGCAUUACCACGGAGGGUGCCACGUGGGCAAGGUGGUGGAUCCCGAUCAUAGGGUCAUUGGAGUUGACCGCCUACGUGUCAUUGAUGGCUCCACUUUUAAAGAUUCUCCUGGGACUAAUCCUCAAGCUACUGUCAUGAUGAUGGGCCGGUAUAUGGGAGUGAAGAUUUUGAGAGAGAGAUUAGGGAAAGAAGCUGGAGUUUAGUGACAAAGUAGAAGAGGUUGAGUUUGUGUUUAUUAUAGGGUUAAAAAAAAUUGUUAUGAUUCUUUUUUAAUUAAUUAGUUCUCUUGUUUUUAUUUCUAGCAAAUUUAUAUUAGAGAGAGAGAACUUGCUAAUUUAUGAUGUGAAAAAAGAAAAUUAUUGCAAGUUCUUUGUAUGUGUCUUAAUUCUCAUGAUGCUGUUAUGCUUUAUGUAUUUCCUAAUGGAGUUUUUUAUGCUGUUCAUAUUCAGAACUUGUAAUAAUGCUUUAAAUGUACAUGAAAACAUUUAAUAAUUAUUUUUUAAAUUUACAUCA
Erythranthe guttata (spotted monkey flower) is the source of this 2302-nucleotide messenger RNA. RefSeq names its product Glucose-methanol-choline (GMC) oxidoreductase family protein (gene HTH). NCBI's taxonomy places the organism in Eukaryota, Viridiplantae, Streptophyta, Magnoliopsida, Lamiales, Phrymaceae. The record is from RefSeq and is a predicted model, not a curated record. Gene Ontology annotation, molecular function: oxidoreductase activity, acting on CH-OH group of donors; flavin adenine dinucleotide binding.